AUGUCUACCAUUUCUCUAGUCAAGCGGACCUCGUCGUCACUCACCAAGUCGUCUUCACUCACCAAGUCGUCGUCACUCACCAAGCAGAGCUCACGUGAAUCAAAGCCCGAGGAGGAAGAGGAAGGCCGUCCAUCUUCUCAACGAGAGUGCGACCAAGUCUACCAAGGCAUUAAGCGAUGGAAGGCUCACGAAGGAGCCGUUCUCCUUCCGGUCGUCAGAAAGGAUACAAUUCCACUUCUGCAGGACAGGGCCAAGCCGCGAUGGUGGAAGGGAAGAAAGGCCAAGGCUGCCAUGUGCUUCACAACACCUGAAGCCCUGCAGCGGGAAAUCGACAGCAGCGCAAGCGACGGGCAGGUCCAUGAGCUGUUCCUCCUGAUCAGCCGCUAUGUCGACCUGCAGCAGUCCACUUUCACAGUGCCGGACAACAUCGAGAAUCUCUACGUCAUCCGAUGCGCAAAGGUAACAAAGACCCCUGGGACCGUCGAAGGCAACGAAAAGCUGGUCCUGAACGGCGGUUCGACCUUCUGUGGCGUCAGGCUGGACGAGUGGCAGGCCAAGCACGUCGGCGAGCACAACCUCAUCCUCGGGCACGAUGUCGUCAUCCAGGUCAGGAUGGGCAUCCCGUGGACGGCGCGCGACGCGAUAGGCAUCAUCCCCAAGCAGCAGCGUGAUGAGGUCGCCAAGCAUUUCAGGGAGAUGUGCGACGCAAAGUUAGAGGGCACGCCCGAAUGGAACAAGUGGCGCGGCCCCGUCAACAAGCUGCUUGACGUCGCGGCCGGCACCAGCACUCUCUCGCAGGUCGUGGAGUGCUAUGCGGGCGGCAUCGCCGUCCAGGUCGCUACAAAGCUGACCGAACAUGGCAUCGAUGGCGCCAUCAAGGUCAGCGCCGGCUUGCUGUGUCUCUCUGGGCCCGGCCAGAUUGCCAUUGCCGGGGUUGGUUGUGCGGCGGCCAUCUACUUUAUCCCGUGGGACACUGUCUGGGGCUGGUUCCGCUCUGCAUUUGGUGCAUUGAUGGCGAUGAUCAUGAGAGCGUGGGAGAACCUGAAGAGCUGGAUGAAGACGGCCGUGAUUGAGAUCGGCCAGCAGACGGUCAAGAACGUUUUCGAGAUGCGAGUUCAGCCGAUGUUGACGGGCUAG
This is a messenger RNA of Diaporthe amygdali, 1137 nucleotides long. RefSeq lists its product as uncharacterized. The transcript is spliced from 2 exons. The coding region runs from base 1 to 1137 and encodes 378 amino acids. The record is from RefSeq and is a predicted model, not a curated record. NCBI's taxonomy places the organism in Eukaryota, Fungi, Ascomycota, Sordariomycetes, Diaporthales, Diaporthaceae.